UGAGCUGACACAAAAUGAGAGGACUUUUCAUCUUGGUUACUUUGGCCUGCUUUGCCACCGCACAGCACCAAGCACUGAUUGACUAUUUGGAACGGAGGCUGCUCGCUAUUGAGGACCGGAUCUCUCAGUGGCACGAACAGACCACCCGUUUUGCCUCAGAGCUGCGGGAGCUGAAGCAACAGAUGGUUUCCCAGCUAGACAACCUGGACAAAGAGAAAGAGGCACUGAGAAUGAAUCUGGAUGGUUUGGGGACAAGGGUGGACCGGGUCGAGCGUGAGCUGGACUACCUGGAGACUCAGAACGGGGCUCAGCCAUGUGUGGAUGUGGACGACAAGCUCAUAGAGCAGCAGGUGACUCUAGUGAAGGAGAAUCAGAAGGCCAAAUAUUCAAAAUUCUCAGACUGCAGCGACAUGAUCUCCAGUAUAAAAGCCAUGAAGAUCCUGAAGCGAGUUGGAGGGCCAAAGGGCAUGUGGAGCAAAGACACCGGCAGGAGCUCUGGGAAGGUUUAUAUUUUCAAUGGGACAGAUGACGACACAAUCUGGGAAUUUGCCUCAGUGCAAGACUUUACCCGCUCACAGGGCAUGUCUCUAUCCAAGAACCUGAAGCUGCCAUCUCCCUGGAUGGGAACAGGACAUGUCGUCUACAACGGCCAUGCGUACUAUAUUGAUCAGGCUGAAGAGAUAAGAGUGGUCAAAUAUGAUAUAAAGAACAAAUCUGUGACUGACAGUGCAGUGUUUCCAGUGCAGGACCAUGUCCCUAUGUACAGCCUGACCCCUGAGACACCGAUGGACCUGGCCGUGGACGAGGAAGGCCUGUGGGCCGUUUAUGCCACACGGCAGAACGAGAGGCACAUCUCUCUAGCUAAAAUGGACGCUAACUCACUAGACAUCGAGCAGAUGUGGGACACAAACUGUCCGAGGGAGAACGCAGAGGCGGCUUUUGUCAUCUGUGGCACUCUGUAUGUGGUGUACAACACCAAGCAGCCCGGUCGCUCACAUGUGCAGUGCGUGUUUGAUGUCAAUGGCAUGGUGACCAGUGAAGAUGCUCCACUGGUUUACUUUCCAAAACGCUAUGGAGCUCACUCCAGUCUGAAAUACAACCCACAUGAGCAGCUGCUCUAUGCCUGGGAUGACGGCUACCAGAUUCUGUACAAGCUCAUCAUGAAAAAGAAACUGGAAAUUUGAGCUGAUUUCUGCAGACCAUCCACCCAAACCUCCCCCUAACCAUGCAUCAGCUCUUAAAGGACCAAGCAGUGUUUUCUCUAGCGCCUUACAAAUCCUGUAUUCUUCCUGUAACUGGUGACUAUUUUUUAAUGUGUGCUGCAGAAUUUCAGAUUUUUUAAUGUGUCAU
Molecule: messenger RNA, 1350 nt
Organism: Monopterus albus (swamp eel)
Lineage: Eukaryota; Metazoa; Chordata; Actinopteri; Synbranchiformes; Synbranchidae
Gene: olfml3b
Product: olfactomedin-like 3b
Exons: 3
Coding region: 15-1184 (389 amino acids)
Biological process (GO): signal transduction
Source: RefSeq, a predicted model, not a curated record